Molecule: messenger RNA, 1922 nt
Organism: Coturnix japonica (Japanese quail)
Lineage: Eukaryota; Metazoa; Chordata; Aves; Galliformes; Phasianidae
Product: serine palmitoyltransferase small subunit B-like
Biological process (GO): ceramide biosynthetic process; endoplasmic reticulum organization
Cellular component (GO): serine palmitoyltransferase complex
Molecular function (GO): serine C-palmitoyltransferase activity
Source: RefSeq, a predicted model, not a curated record
UCUUUUUUUGUCUUACUCUGAAAUGAAAAUCAGCUGUAGACUCAGCUGACUGUGCUGCUCAGAACAGACCUCAAGCUGAAUCUAGUGCCACGAGUCUUCAUGAGGCUGGUUAUAGCCAAAGUCAAUCUCAAAGGGGCAGCAGUGAUCCAGCACUCACAACUUCCCUUGAACUUACCCCAGCAGUAAAGCCUUCCACAAGGCAGGACAGAGGGAUCCUGGCCCUAGGCUGCCUAACAUUUCCUUGGGGAAAAGCAGCCUGUUUAGAUGUUAGUCAGCAGGGACGUGGCUGUGGUGUACAACACUGCUUUGAUGUCAGACUGUGCUCACAAAGCCAGGAGGUCCCGCUGAGGUAAAAGAGGCAGGUUCGUGUAAGUAAAGACCAUUUAUUUCUUUGGAAAGAGGUGCAUUUCUUAUAUAGCCUGAGCUGAAGGAAAAAUGAAGCUUAUAAAAAUGACCAGAUAACAUUUUGCGUAGUGCUUUUGCUGCAAGGAGAGACUACGAGGCCCACACUAACAUUUUCCCCUCCCUGAGGCAGCUUUUCUUCCCGCCCUAUCCCCGGGACUACAGUUCCCAGCAGCCCUUGCGGUGCCCUCCCGCCUCCUGCACGGGCUCGCUGCCGCGGAGGCUGCUGGGACUUGUAGGCGCCAGUCCGCCAGGCGGCUGCUGCGGGGAGUUCGGGCGGGCUCCAGAGUCCUUAAUUGAAGCUGGAGUUUCAUUCAAGUACAUCGCUGGAAUGUUUCCUGAGACUGCUCACCAGAGGGGUGUGCACUUCUGGUAUGAAUGAGGAAGGGAAAAUAAAUGAGAAAACAGAGGUAAAAGCUGGGAGAAGCAGCAGGAGUGGCUGCACUGGGAGCCCUGAAGAGAGAGUGCCUGGGAGCUUCACAACCCCAUCCAGGACCUGCUUACAGCAUCACGUCAGGAAUGGAUUCUGCCUACCCUGACAUUUUAUUCCUGUGAGAGGAGAUGUUCAGCUGCAAAAGGAAGAAGUGUCAGGAAGUGUCUCUGUAAACUUUUUGUCACUGGGGAGAAGUGAAGAGGGGAGGCUUUCAGAAGCUGCUCUGUCUUGAAGAUGGAUAUUAAGAGCAUGAAGAGCUAUCUUUAUUGGCUGUACUGCCAGUUCGAAUUAAUCACCUGCAGCUAUCUCAUGGAGCCCUGGGAAAAAGUGCUCUUCUACGGCUUCAACGUCACUAUGUUAGUGAUGGUAGCAUACACUGCUUACAUCUUUUUCCCCGUCCAUAUUAGCACGGCUUUUCAGUUCUGCUUGCCCUUAUUUGGAAGCCAACGUGAAAAUACUGUUUCUGUUGUGAAGUAACAUUGGCAACCUGACAUAACUUUUGGAUCAAAGAAGUGUUUUUCUCAACGCUUUCUGUUUAGAAAGACAGGUUCGGGGUGUGUGCAAACACUGUUUUACUCUCUUCAUUUUCUUCUGUAUUCUGGGACUAUGUGACAGCAAACUUUAUUUGCCAAAUCAGUUUCAGUCAGUCCUCGUAUUUAUCAUUUGACAGUGCCUUUUAAAGAGCUUACAGUUUUAAAGACUGACUGAAGUUACAAAGCUGGGUUUGGUAAGGAAGCAACUGUGCUGCAUAUUUUGUUACUCCAGGGAGAACUGUUUGGAUAUGGAGAGUUUUCAUCUUGGGAAAUUCCUAUACGGCAUAUAAUUGUUCUUGUCUGCUACAGCUCUGCUGACAGGGAAGAUGUGUACAUGAAAGGUUUUAUACGAUACCAUGCAACUACAGGCUGCUUCUCUAGGCUUGAUAUGUAUGUAUUUAUACAAUAACUUCAGUAUUUAUUUAGUUUCACUCCGUUAUUUAAUGCAGUGAAUUAUUUGACUGGUUCAUCUUUAUGAAAAUAAUGCAGUUGAUUUGUUGAAAUUGUGAGGAUUUCCUUCCACAAAUAUUAUAAAUAAAACUCUGAUUUUCUUG